CUCCCCGGCUCCCCGGCUCCCCGCCCCCGGGCUCCCCGAAGCCCGGCGCGUCUGAGGAUGCGCCUCCGAGCCCGCGGCCCCCCAGCUGCCUUUGCGGGGACCUGCGCCUAGCGCCGCGGGGCUGCCGGCGUGGGUGCAGGCGUGCGCGGCCCCGGGUGCGAGUGCCGGGAGAGCUGGGUGCCGCAGAGCCGCGGGCAGCAGGAUGACCUAGCUCGGGUGCGGACGGUCGCAUUGUCGCUGCCCUGCCGGCCGGGAGGCACCUGGAUCGCUGCUGACCAGCCCCCACCCCCACCUCCACCCCGGCCCCUCAGCCCCCCGGGGCCCCCACUCCGUAUGCACCAUGGCCCACGCGGCGGCUUCUAUUAAAAAAGUUCGGGAGGCUGAACUGGACGAGAAGGAGAAGAACCUGGAGAGAGAAAGGAAAAAACAACGGAAAGUCCCCCGGGAACGGAUGGAACGCAAGAGAAAGUCUGACAGCAAUGCCAGCUUCCUCCGCGCUGCCAGAGCCGGCAACCUGGACAAGGUGGUGGAGUACCUGAAGGGAGGCAUUGACAUCAACACCUGCAACCAGGUAGGCGCUGGGCAAGGUGGGCUUUCAGGCGGCUGCGCUCAGUCCCCUUCCCAGGUGUGGCUCUGCACCUGCAGCUGGGAAGGACCUCCGGGCUUGGAGGCAGGGGUAUCCCCUUUGCAGGUGUAGCCGCAGAACCUGAGCAUUAAUUUUUAGAUGUUUUAUUUUUAUUUAUUUAUUUUUUUGCCUUCAUGGUUAUCACUGGGGCUCGGUGCCUGCUCUAUGAAUCCACUGCUCCCGGAGGCCAUUUUUUUCCCCAUUUUAUUGGACAAAACAGAGAGAAAUUGAGAAGGGAAAGGGAGGUAUAGAGGGAGAAAGAAAUACAGAC
Molecule: messenger RNA, 896 nt
Organism: Erinaceus europaeus (western European hedgehog)
Lineage: Eukaryota; Metazoa; Chordata; Mammalia; Eulipotyphla; Erinaceidae
Product: ankyrin-2-like
Exons: 2
Coding region: 341-697 (118 amino acids)
Biological process (GO): protein localization to T-tubule; negative regulation of delayed rectifier potassium channel activity; regulation of cardiac muscle contraction
Cellular component (GO): T-tubule; synapse; membrane
Molecular function (GO): transmembrane transporter binding
Source: RefSeq, a predicted model, not a curated record